AUGGAGUCGAUCUGGGAGUUCAGGCUCAAGAAGUUGCUCUCCAAGUGUCACGUUAUCGUGGAAGACGGGAAAGUAAUUGCGUUCGCCGUCUGGACCCAGGAGAGCCACUUUGCUGCCGAGCAGCGAGAUGAAUGUCCCCCGGAGGACCUCGCCGAAAAAUUCAAGCUCGUCGGCUCCCGAACGGACGUCUUCGAAAAAGCCAGCGCGUGGAUCCGGGACAGGAUCAAGGACGCCGGCAUUCAAGAAUGGUUCACCAUGCACCUGCUCGUAACAGAUCGUCCCUUUCGUUGCCGCGGCGCUGCAGCGAUGCUCCUUGAGGAGUUUGUAAAGGAGGCCGGAGGGGGAUAUUGUUUGGUCGAAGCCAGCCGAAUGGGGGAACCCCAGUACGUGAAAAAAGGGUUCAAAAAGGUCGCAGUCAUGCCAGUGAGGGUUGAUGUUUGA
This is a messenger RNA of Gaeumannomyces tritici R3-111a-1, 441 nucleotides long. RefSeq lists its product as hypothetical. The transcript is spliced from 3 exons. Bases 1 to 441 code for a protein of 146 amino acids. The record is from RefSeq and is a predicted model, not a curated record. NCBI's taxonomy places the organism in Eukaryota, Fungi, Ascomycota, Sordariomycetes, Magnaporthales, Magnaporthaceae.